AUUCACAUGGCGGCCGACAGGGCACAACAUGGCAGAGGAGGGCAAGCGACGCUGAAGAGCCGUCGGGGACAAACAGAGCAGUUGGAUACGAACAAUGAUGAAGUUGCAGAAGCAAGGGGAUGGAGAGUGAAUGUCUCGAAUAUCCCUUCCUUUGUGCUGUACCUGGCCGGAGCCAUAAUAGUAGCUGGGAUACUCCAAGAAGCUACAGGCAUGGGGCUUCCCUUUGCCCUACCCGCAGGUCUCUUCGUGAUGGUACAAAUCCAGAAAAUGAUGUUAACACCGUAAAUAUCAUGAGCUUGAAUUCAAUUCCUUUACCAAUCUGGGCAAACCAUUUCGAACGAUGAUGCAUGGAGCCAACACACACCAAGAAUUCAAAUGUCAACAUGACAAAUUUAUGAUGAGACAAAUUUAUGAUGAGACAACACGACAGUUUGCAUCAGAAAGCACAAAAAGUUGAACGUGGAGGAGGUGGAAUUGAUUCUGUGUUUUUCCAACAAGCGGUUUGGAAGUUUUCAAACGCAUGCCACAGAUGCAGUGUUAGACUGGAUUGGCUUCAGUUUAUUAAGCUAGUCCCUCAAGCUUCUACUCCUGCUCAGUUGUUCAAGCAUGCAUGGCUGAGGACUGGCAUUUCUCUUCGAACCGCUAGUAUGCAUCAAAAAGUCCAGAAAUGAUCUUCUGAGCGAUGUGACGAUAUGAAGUUCUACUUCGCUUGCUAUCCGCUCCCGAGAUCGCCAUGGCCUCCGAUGUCCUAUCAGCUUGUUUCAAGAUUCCGCUCCAAGGAGUGAGGCAACAGCAGUCAGCUUCAGAGAGCUGCUGCUUCACCUGUCAUGCGUCUGAGCCACAUCGACUCGAAGAUCUGUGCUGGAGGUCACGCACUCUGUUUGCAUAUCUCUCGCUCUGGUUCCCUGCUACAACAGUUCUUUUUCCUUUGAGCACUUCGCUGGACGUUGUAAAGACCUCCGCUCACUCCCGUUGAUCCCCUUAAAUCCCCUCACGAUGAAUCAAGAGGACACUGAACGACGAGGCAAGACUGCCGAGAGAUACAUCUUCCAUGAAAGCAAGCAAGACUUAAUCGUGUCAUUUUUAAUUAUCAUCAAACCAGGAAGCGAUAUUGACUUCAUUUCCUCUUCGAAAUGGAGUUUAGGCAUCAAAUCUUUCUCAUGGUUCCCUUG
Messenger RNA from Guillardia theta CCMP2712, 1172 nucleotides. RefSeq lists its product as hypothetical. The transcript has a single exon. The record is from RefSeq and is a predicted model, not a curated record. Lineage: Eukaryota; Cryptophyceae; Pyrenomonadales; Geminigeraceae. The coding region runs from base 734 to 976 and encodes 80 amino acids.